AGCGCCUUCUCGGGGGUGGAAGCCUGCCCUUCCCCGCCGGGAUGCUGCCCGUCCCUCUAGUGCUCUGGGGCUCGGAAUGGCAGCGGUGGAAGGGCUGAGAGCUCCGUGGCUGCAGGGAAGCCCCUCUGGCCCGGCGGGCCCGCCUCGCCGCCUCCGCUAGCAGCCGUGUUGCGUGCCCGGCUGCUUCGGCACCGGGGCAGCUCAGCCGUCGCUCUCGCAGCGGCCGGCGGCUCCGUUCAUCGUGGGCUCGCGUGUAAAUAAGGCGCUGAACCUCGUUGGGAACACCGAGGAUAAGUUCUACCUGAAGUUGACUGUAUCAAGUGCAAGAGAUUUCCUCUGUAGCAUGUCUAGUUAAAGAUGGAAAUUCUCACUGUGGACCAGCAGAUCCCACUUCUGUGAGUGGAUUUAUCCUGGAAUGCUGAGGACUUGUGUAUAGACGUAGUUGGAACUUCAGGACCUCCAAGUCAACUAAUGCAAGACUCUGUGCUAAAAGAUUGAAUAUCAACAAUGCAAGGGAUAAUCCGAUCUGUGGAUGCCAUCCUGGAGCAAGUAUGACAUGAGUUGCGCUGGAAACAGAAGAUAGAGGGAGUGUAGGAGCUCGCCAUCUCCAAGCGAUCUACAUUGGGAAAAACAUGGAGUCCGCUCCGGCAGCCCCCGAUCCAGCAGCCAGCGAGCCGGGCAGCAGCGGCUCCGAGGCGGCCGCCGGCGCCAGGGACGCCCCGGUGAACCUGGAGCCCGCCCGGAAAGGCGAUGCGCCGGCUCCGGUCCGCAGGCAGAGCUACUCCAGCGGCGGCGGCAGAGGUAUUUCUGUAACAAAGAAGACUCAUACAUCUCAAAUUGAAAUUAUUCCAUGCAAGAUCUGUGGAGACAAAUCAUCAGGAAUCCAUUAUGGUGUCAUUACAUGUGAAGGCUGCAAGGGCUUUUUCAGAAGGAGUCAGCAAAGCAAUGCUACGUACUCCUGUCCUCGUCAGAAGAACUGUUUGAUUGACCGAACCAGUAGAAACCGCUGCCAACACUGUCGAUUACAGAAAUGCCUUGCUGUGGGGAUGUCUCGAGAUGCUGUGAAGUUUGGUCGAAUGUCAAAAAAGCAGAGGGACAGCCUGUAUGCGGAGGUGCAGAAACAUCGAAUGCAGCAGCAGCAGCGAGAUCAUCAGCAGCAGCCAGGAGAGGCAGAACCACUAACACCAACGUACAAUAUCACCACCAAUGGGUUAACAGAGCUACACGACGACCUCAGUAAUUACAUUGAUGGGCAUACCCCUGAAGGUAGCAAAGCAGACUCUGCAGUUAGCAGCUUCUACUUAGACAUACAACCUUCUCCAGAUCAGUCGGGUCUUGAUAUUAAUGGAAUCAAACCAGAACCAAUAUGUGACUACACACCAGCAUCGGGCUUCUUCCCUUAUUGUUCUUUUACAAAUGGGGAGACCUCUCCAACUGUGUCCAUGGCAGAAUUAGAACAUCUUGCACAGAAUAUUUCCAAGUCUCACAUGGAAACUUGCCAGUACUUGAGAGAGGAGCUACAGCAGAUAACAUGGCAGACUUUUCUGCAGGAAGAAAUUGAGAACUAUCAGAACAAGCAAAGGGAGGUAAUGUGGCAAUUAUGCGCAGUCAAAAUAACAGAAGCUAUACAGUAUGUAGUGGAAUUUGCCAAACGCAUUGAUGGCUUUAUGGAGCUGUGUCAAAAUGAUCAAAUUGUGCUUUUAAAAGCAGGGUCUUUAGAGGUUGUGUUCAUCAGAAUGUGCCGUGCCUUUGACUCCCAGAACAACACAGUCUACUUUGAUGGCAAGUAUGCUAGCCCAGAGGUUUUCAAGUCCUUAGGUUGUGAAGACUUCAUUAGUUUUGUGUUUGAAUUUGGAAAAAGUUUAUGUUCUAUGCACCUGACAGAAGAUGAGAUAGCUUUGUUUUCUGCAUUUGUUUUAAUGUCAGCAGAUCGUUCAUGGCUUCAGGAGAAGGUAAAAAUUGAAAAACUCCAACAGAAGAUCCAGCUAGCACUUCAGCAUGUCCUACAGAAGAACCACCGAGAAGAUGGAAUUCUAACAAAGUUAAUAUGCAAAGUGUCUACUUUAAGAGCACUGUGUGGACGACAUACAGAAAAGCUUAUCGCAUUUAAAGCAAUAUACCCAGACAUUGUACGACUUCAUUUUCCUCCACUUUACAAGGAGCUGUUCACUUCAGAAUUUGAGCCAGCAAUGCAAAUUGAUGGGUAAACGUAUCACCUAAGCACUUCUAGAAUGUCUGAAGUACAAACAUUAAAACAAAAGAAAGGAAAAGAUUAAAAAAAAAAAAGAGAAAAAAAAAGUAAAGAAAACCAAGACACUUUAUAUGGCCCUGCACAGACCUAGGGAGCCAACACACUGCACAUCUCUUGGCGGUCCGGGUCAGGCGAAGGAUGGGAAACAAUGAAACAAAGUUGAACUUGUUUUUCUCAUGCAUAUGAUUUCCAUUUUGCCUACAAAUAUGGACCCUUUUUCUGUCUCAACUUCUCAAUCCUUGACCUCUGUUUACACAGACUGAGGGUACUAGUAUCAGAAGGUUGCUUUCUCUCGUAGUUCACUGCCCAGACUUCUGACAGAACAAUCAAUUUGUUGAUCAGAACCAGAGAGUCCACCUAGUAAUCAGCGACUGGUGUGCAUUGCAGAGAUUUAAGCAUCAGUUUGCACAACUUGCUCAUUGUUUCAUGAAGGACGAUUUUUUUCACCUACCACUGUUUGCCAGUAGACAGAACGGCAUGAAAAGGGUCCAUAGCAAUAGCAACAAUAGCAUUAUAAUAUAUUACAGGGUAAAUGGGCAUGAAGACUAUAUAUAGCAAAAGAGAUAUUGUUUAUAUAUUGUUUUAAUUAAUAUAAAAUGUAGUUACUGGUAUAGCUUUUCUUGUUGAAUUGAUAAGGCACUUUCAUUUUGCACCUUUUUCUUUAAAUUAAAUGCUAGCGUGUUCAUUGUUGUGUUGCAUGUGCACCAGAAAUUCAAGUUUAACUGAAAAAGGUUUUUGGCAGGUACUGGUACAUUGGGAGGUAUUUAUGCUGCUGUUUUCCGUGUUACUUUUAAGGAGAGGCUGGUCAUAUCCUGAAAUGGUUACACAGAUUUUAAAAAAAAAAAGGAAAAAAGGAAGUUUUCUAAAUUAAAAUCAGACGUUCAACUGUUAAUUUAGCGAGUAUUUUUCAUUUCAAAUCUUUCAAAUCUGGAUGUUUAAAAUUACACGCCUAGAUUCUGAUUUAGGCACAGCAAAAGCCUCAUUUUCAAAGGUGCUGAGUUUCUGUGAUCAAAUUAAGCAAUUACAGAUCACUUACAGAUAGAAUAAUGUGUCAUCCUUGAAAAUCAAGCCAGUAAAGUGUACAUCUACCCACCAUAAAUCCAGAUUUGAAGGUAUUUACUCAAGUCUGUAUCUGCAGUAAAAGUAUGUGUGUGACAUGUAUGUGGAAAGCCCAUUUUUAUACAUAAUGUUACAUACUUUUGUACUCUGUAUUGUAAACAAUGCAUUCAAAACUCCAAACUCUAUCCUAUCAAAAUUCAUAGGUUUAAUUUUGUUUUAAGUGAGAUUAGAACCCAUGUUCUUCAAACAUCCAGCAGUUCUAUUUAAAGUAGCUGAAUGGAGUGCUGACCAUUGCUCUCAUUAUUUACAUACAUGCACUUUAAAGUUUAACAGAUGAGGGAAGACUAAUAGAAAGUACCAACUGUCUCUGAGUAAAUUUAGCAGGAUUAGAAAUUAAACCAAGUUCUGAAGGGAACAGAUCCACAGUGAACAAUAUCACAAAAUAAACUGUGACUGUUCGAGCCAGAGGUCUGUAAUUGAUUUGGAUGAGAUGAGGAAAUACAACCAGGAGGCUUGUAGGCCUGUGUGCCUGCAACUUUCUGAUGAAAUAUGUUGCAAGGGGAAAAAAAAAAAAAAAAAAAAAAAAAAGAAUGUGCUCCACUGCUUUAAUUUCCAAAAAUAAUAAAUCUGUUACAUUAGUCACUGAGAAGUAAUGCUGAACUGAAGAACAGAAGCACACUGAAGAGAGGUAGAAUUACGCUAGUAGUCUAAAACAGAAAGUUUUAUUCUAUGAUUUGGAAAUUUUACCUUUGGGAUCAAAUUGAGCCACAGAAGCACAACAUCUAUUAAAGUGUUUCAUCAUAGCGCUUGGCUCUCAUCCGUUUAUAUGGUUCAAAAUUGAGGAGAUGAACAUGGCAUCUCCGCCCUUCAAAGCAGCGUAGCCCUGGAGAACGGCACAGGAACACCUGCACCUCUGUGAGUACCUGGAUGGAGGCACGAGUGGGCUUGAGGAAGCCAGCCUCAUGCUGCUCCAUCCUGCUGCUCCAAGGAGGCAGCUCACAGCCCCGCACACUGACUGCAUUCUCGCUGAUAGACUUUUCCUAGAAUCAUUGUUUACUUUAUUGGAGUAGCUGGCAUGAUACGGUACUUUGAUUCCAAUAUGUGCUCCUAUUUUUAAAGCAGUCUUUUUAACAAACAGACGUUUUCGGAAUAUGACCAGCCCUAGGUGCUAGUCCUUUAAAGAUCAACUAAACUUAAUUUCAGUGUCAACUAAUGAAUAAUGAGGUAAGAUUCGUACUUUUUUAGAGAGUAAGAUACAGCUCCUACUUUUGACAAUAAGUAGACUACCAGGCAAAAUACUUUGGGAUUAAUUUUCAGUCACAUCCUUUACUUAUCUAUUCCUGAUUAAUAUUACUACUUUAGCAGGCCUGUAGAUACCAGUGGUUUUGUUUGGUAUCUAAUUCAGAGUAUUUACACCCUUAAGUCAUUGACAACACAGAAUUUUGGAGUAUUUAAUAAUAAAAUACGUAAGUGUAGAAGGGUUCCGCAUGGGGCCUUAGUUGAAAGCCUGUUGUAUCCAGGAUUGGCUUGUGACAUGAUCUUCCAUUCCAGGCUGUGCAGCACCUACGUGCUGUCAUUUUUGUCAAGGGGAGCCCCUGUGGACAACUAGCACCUUUUAAAAUCAGGCUGUGUGUACAUACCCCAGUAAGUCUGCCUUCCUGAACACAGCUAGCAGCCACUUGGCAAGAGACUAUUACUCGUUUCGUUUUGCUUGGCAUAGAGAGGGGAAAAGGGGAUACAGCAUGGCAGACAUACUGAAAAGACUGCGGUUGCCUAUGAGGCAAAGGGGAUGUCAAAUAGCCUCAGAGUGGCUGGUCAGAAUGGCUGCCAUGGAAGAACCUGGUGCAGCAGUGGAAAUGCACUCUGCAGAACCUCUGCGACUAUGGCCUGGUGUCAGACAAUCAACACAAUAUUCAGUUUAAAAAAGCAUAUUGGAAGUAAGUGGAUUCACACAAGUAUUUUCAUGAUCUGUCCAGCUGACAACAAACAAAAACGUGAGGACAGCUGAAGACAAAGUAGUACAUUGCCAUUGAAUGAUUGUACGCUAGAGUCUGCGAAGAGAUUUUCAUUGGGUUUUCAUCUUUCCACAGAGAUGUUCCUGGGCUUUCUAGAAAAGAGGUAGUACAGUAUACUGUCAUUUGAACUACCUUAAUACACCUCAACAUCUCUAACACUGAUUGACUCUUAAAAACAAUGGGAUUAGGAGAAAAGGGAGGCUGUUCUUAAGUUUGGUUGCUCUUUAUUAAAGCUUGUCUAUCUUAGUAUGGAUACCAAGAUCUCUGUGUGUGUAUGUGCACCUACCUGUGUGUGUGAGAGAGUAGCGUUGUGUGCGCACAUGGUGUAUGUGUGGGUGUGUGUGAGUGGCUGCUUCUAGGCUGGUAAGUGUCAAUGGAGAAAAAGAAAAUGUAUUCAAAAUACUUAAGUCAAAAAUAGAAGGUGAAAAAAAGAUUUAUUCUAUACAAAGCCUUGUCUGGACCACUUUAGAGAGACUUCUAUUUUUUUAACCCUUCUAUAAAUAUUUGAUGGCACUUGAAAUAUUCCUGCAAUAAAAUGUGAUUUGUGUAAACAUUAAAAAAAAAAAAAAAGAUUUUGUAAUGUGAAACAAUGAAAGAAAGUAAUGUAAUUUUUCUAAAAAACAGAAAAAAAAAACAAAUGAACGAACUUUGUAUUAUUUUCUUGAUGGAAUUUGUCUAUUUGUCUUUGGAAAACUUUUUAUUUCAUUGAAUGUGCCAUAGUAGAGGUGUGUGUUUCUUUUUCUUUUCUUCUCUUUUCUUUUUUUUUUCAUUUUUUACAUUGUAGAUUUAAGGAAUAGCUGUGUUCCGACAUUCCAAAAUGCAAGAUGACAUAGCAGUCAUGAUUAAAAGGUUUGAUUAGUAAGCUUCAAUCAUUGUUGCUUUUUUUGCACAUGUUCUUCAUUCCUCUACAGUGCAAUAUGUACAUAGAGCACUUGCGGGUGUAACCUUGAUCCCUCAGGGAAAAAUACAUAUUUGUACAGGAUUUUUUUUUUGCCUUUUUUUUUUUUUUUUUUUUUUUUUGCUAAGGAAUGUCGAUUGAAUCACUUGUCUGUUGUUGAGGGGCAGCCAGAUAAUAAUCCUAAACCACUGUCACAAAACUUUGAUUGUUUAAUAAUUUUGUGCCCUUUUAUUAUUUAAAAAGAAAAAUAAAAGUUAUUUUCUGACAGUUCUUUGUGCUGAUUGGUGAAAAAAAGGGUAAAUAUAUAAGCACCUUAUGAUUGACUUAACUGUGAAUGACAAUCCAUCUCGUUAUCAACAACAGAAGCCCUAUCGUUUUGGAGCUGGGGUUAAGAGUCAGAAACUAAUGUGCUCAGGGAUCUUCUAAAACUCUUCAACAGGGUGGCCAGUACUACUGGUGGGACAAAUUAUUUUAAAAAAAGAAAAAAGAAAAAAAAAAAAAGAAAAAAAAUGCGAGUAUUUCUUCCUUUCCCUUCUCCCUCUCCCCACAGGCACAAAAACUGGACAGAUUUCUUUUUAACCGAAUGCUCAAUGUGUGCCUCAUUCUGUGAUGCAGUCUUGCAGAAUAUCUGCUCAUUGGUCUUUAUUUUGUAAAAAACAAAAAUACUCCAAACGAUGCAAAGGUUUUGCAGUUGUACUUGAGGAAGGAAAUUAAUGCUGGCCCAUUAAUAGUUCACAACUGAAAUUUAAUUUAAACAACCUCUGGACGUUUUUAUAGCCAUUGGAGUGUUUUUCCAAAUUAAUUUCAAUGUUUUGCAAUAGAAAAUUGGUUUUCAGUAUUUAAAUGAUUGUCAAACGAAACAAAGGAGUUUAUGGUAGUACAAUAUGACUGGAAAGGCAGUUAUUAGAUUUUGCAAUAAUGUCAUAUAGACUAUGAGAACAACAAUAGUUUAGACCUUGUCUCUCACUGUCUCUUAUGCUUUGUGGUAUAGCAAAAAAAAAAAAGACUGGAAGGAAACAAAAAGACUGAAGUCAUUAUUGUAUCUUGUACAUCAAUUGCAGCAAUUUAAAAUGAUCACAACAGUUGCAAAAAACAGCGAAGUCUAGUAAGUGUCUAAGUGCCAAAUUUUGUGAUGCUGGGAGCCUAUCACAAUUAGUCUUGUUCUGUGACUUCACAUCCUUUUGAAAACGCAAGUAGGAAAUUAAAUAAGCAACUGUGUACAAAAUGAGCAAGAUUUCAAGACUUCAGUUAGAUCAGGAAGAGAGUGAAAUUCUCUGAAAAAUGAGUGAAAAACAUGGCUUUUUUCUUGCAAAAAAUAUCAGUUCUCCGGUAUCUUAGGUUGAGGUUUUGGAUUUUUUUUCCACUGGAUUUGUGGCUUCCAUUUGUUUAUGUUGCUAAUAAUUAGGGAAACCUUUCUCAAUAUUUCCCAAGCUGACACUCUAGCUUAGCUUGGAAUGGCCUUCUAAGGCAGAUGUUGCUUAGCAACUGUGACUCUUGAUCAGUUGGUGUCCUGGUAUCACCGCUACAAGAAAAUCCCCACUACUGUUGAUUCCCAACAGAAAGUAUCUUACACAUACUUGCUGAUCAAUGCAACAUACUGCUAAUUUGUGCAAUCUACAGAUAACUUUGUAGGGAGUGAUCCAAACGUGACAGUACCUUCUUUUGGGCUCUAAGGAUUGACACAGACAUUCCCCAGUCUGUACUUGAUGAACAAACAGGUUGCCAGUCCAAGCUGUAUAAACAAUGUAUGAUUUUUUCCUGCAAAUUCUUGAAGUCCCCAAGUAGAUAAAUUUAUUAAUACAAAUGUUAGAAACAACACUUACUAUCCAAUAUCCCAAAAUAAGAAGCAAUUUGCUCUUAGUAUUUAGCAUGAUCUGAAAUUCUACCUGUGCUAGCUGAUUUAGAUUGCAAAGAGGAAGCAUCUUUAUUUAUUUUUCUUAGCUGGAGAUCAGUAACUACUCAAAAUAGAUCUUCAUCAUUAAUGCUAACAUUACUUUAAAAGUUGCAUUCCAUGAAUAUAUUUGAAUUUUAACCUGCUAUUUUCUUUUUGCUUAAAUAUUCCUGUCAGUAAAUCAUUUGGUGGAAAUGAGGGCAAAUGUAUAAGGAUACCAAAUACAACAACAACAACAAGUUGAAAAUGAGUAUUUGUCAAAAAAUUGUUGCAGUAUGUGCUUUAAUCCUAGUACUGUGUUAAUAGCUCACUAAACAAUGCUAAGUCACUGGACUUGAGGGGAAGAAUAUCUAACAUGUAGGUUAAUAUACUGUCUAUUUUUGGAACUUUAUUCAGGUACUAAAUAGAACUUUAACAUCAAAAUAAAAGCUGUAUUCUACCUAUUUCAUAUGUAAUGUUGCUGUUUGUCUUCUUUUGUUGUUUUUUUUUUUUUUGCCUUU
Lagopus muta (rock ptarmigan) is the source of this 8614-nucleotide messenger RNA. It is a transcript of the gene RORA, whose product is annotated as RAR related orphan receptor A. Lineage: Eukaryota; Metazoa; Chordata; Aves; Galliformes; Phasianidae. The record is from RefSeq and is a predicted model, not a curated record. Gene Ontology annotation, biological process: negative regulation of inflammatory response; regulation of transcription by RNA polymerase II. Bases 633 to 2207 code for a protein of 524 amino acids. The transcript is spliced from 14 exons. Gene Ontology annotation, cellular component: nucleus. Gene Ontology annotation, molecular function: nuclear receptor activity; zinc ion binding; RNA polymerase II cis-regulatory region sequence-specific DNA binding.